Vollenhovia emeryi is the source of this 7265-nucleotide messenger RNA. RefSeq names its product F-box only protein 11 (gene FBXO11). NCBI's taxonomy places the organism in Eukaryota, Metazoa, Arthropoda, Insecta, Hymenoptera, Formicidae. The transcript has 8 exons. Gene Ontology annotation, biological process: protein ubiquitination; ubiquitin-dependent protein catabolic process; regulation of apoptotic process. The record is from RefSeq and is a predicted model, not a curated record. The coding region runs from base 48 to 2870 and encodes 940 amino acids. Gene Ontology annotation, molecular function: zinc ion binding; protein binding.
GAGGACGGACACGAGGACGACCGCCGAGGGCCGCCGACGACACGAAGAUGCCGAGCGCGUCGUUUUCGUCGUCGCGCAGCUACGUGCGGAGGUCGCGUCGGAAAAACGGAGGAAACCGGAUCCCCCUGCCGUCGAGAACGGCCGAGCCAUGCGAUCUGCCGUGUCCGACGAUCAAUCCUCUCGUUCCAGUAGUAGUUGGCGGUGGAGGCGGAGGAAGUGGCGCACGAGGCUCGUCCCCUAGUGUAUCCGGAAUCGCUGCUCCCUCGCCGUCGCCCCAGUCGCACUCGUCGCCGUACGACCUGAGGCGCAAGAGCCCACCGCAUCCAGACCCAGCGCCCGGCACGAGUUCCGCCCUGCCGCCCUCGGGCGGCAUCGCCGCUACCUUCGGCUCGUCGUCCCUGCCGGCGAGGAAACGGCCGAGACGAACAUGUUCACUGUCCACGGAUGGUAUAAACACGAACACGGCGGCGCAUUACCUCCAGUACGAGCUACCGGACGAGGUGCUGCUCACGAUAUUCAAUUACCUUAUGGAGCAAGACCUUUGUCGAGUGUCGCAGGUCUGUAAGCGCUUUCAAGUGAUCGCGAACGACACGGAGCUGUGGAAGUCGCUGUACCAGCAGGUCUACGAGUACGAUUUGCCGCUGUUCAAUCCAGCGCCGUGUAAAUUCGAGUUUGUUUCGCCGGACGAGUCCGAGUACCAGAAUCCGUGGAAGGAGAGCUUCAGGCAGCUAUACCGAGGCUCGCACGUGCGGCCCGGCUUUCAGGAAUUGAAGUUCAAGGGCCGUAAUCUGCUGUAUUUCAACACGGUCCAGGGCGCGCUGGAUUACGUCGAUGAGUUCAAGACCAACAACGCCUCGGCGAGCAGCGGGGCUACGGCCGCGAGCGGGCAGGGUUGUUGCAAUAGCAAUUCGCAGACGAGCGGGGAGAACACUUCGACGCAGCACUUGGUCUUUUUACACGCCGGCACGUAUAGAGGAGAGUUUCUCGUGAUCGAUAGCGAUGUUGCGCUGAUCGGUGCCGCUCCGGGAAAUGUCGCAGAAUCCGUGAUUCUGGAACGGGAGAGCGAGUCGACGGUAAUGUUUGUGGAAGGUGCGAAGCGUGCUUACGCUGGACAUCUCACCUUGAAGUUCACGCCCGACGUGACGAGUACGGUGCCACAUCAUAAGCACUAUUGUCUGGAGGUUGGCGAGAAUUGCAGUCCCACCGUCGAUCACUGCAUCAUCAGAAGCACGAGCGUUGUUGGUGCGGCGGUCUGCGUGUCCGGAGUGGGUGCCAAUCCGUUAGUGAAGAAUUGCGACAUAUCGGAUUGCGAGAACGUCGGACUGUACGUGACCGACUAUGCCCAGGGCACGUACGAGGACAACGAGAUCUCGCGGAACGCCCUGGCUGGCAUCUGGGUGAAGAAUUACGCGAAUCCCAUCAUGCGGCGGAAUCAUAUCCAUCACGGUCGCGAUGUCGGAAUAUUCACGUUCGACAACGGGCUCGGUUACUUCGAGGCUAACGACAUUCACGACAAUCGGAUAGCGGGUUUCGAGGUGAAAGCCGGCGCUAAUCCUACCGUUGUUCACUGCGAGAUCCAUCACGGCCAGACUGGCGGUAUCUACGUACACGAGAACGGCCUGGGACAAUUCAUCGACAACAAGAUUCAUUCCAACAAUUUUGCUGGUGUAUGGAUCACGUCGAACUCUAAUCCGACUAUACGUCGGAACGAAAUAUAUAAUGGCCAUCAAGGUGGAGUGUAUAUAUUCGGCGAGGGUAGAGGUUUGAUCGAGCAUAACAACAUCUACGGCAACGCAUUAGCUGGUAUACAAAUCAGAACAAAUUCGGAUCCGAUCGUCCGGCAUAACAAGAUACACCACGGUCAGCACGGCGGGAUUUACGUGCACGAAAAGGGCCAGGGCUUGAUCGAGGAGAACGAGGUGUACGCCAAUACUUUGGCGGGCGUGUGGAUCACGACGGGCUCGACGCCCGUUUUGAGGCGAAAUCGAAUUCACAGUGGCAAGCAGGUCGGCGUAUAUUUUUACGACAACGGCCACGGGAAAUUGGAGGACAAUGAUAUUUUUAAUCACUUGUAUUCAGGAGUACAAAUAAGGACUGGCAGUAAUCCGGUAAUACGCGGUAAUAAAAUAUGGGGAGGACAAAACGGUGGCGUUCUAGUGUAUAAUAGUGGCUUAGGCUUACUCGAACAAAAUGAGAUUUUUGACAAUGCGAUGGCUGGCGUCUGGAUUAAGACCGACAGCAAUCCGACUCUUAAAAGGAACAAGAUAUACGACGGACGGGAUGGCGGAAUCUGUAUAUUUAACGGGGGCAAAGGUAUUUUGGAGGAGAACGACAUACUUCGCAAUGCACAAGCGGGCGUGCUUAUAUCGACGCAAUCGCAGCCGAUCCUGAGGAGGAACCGGAUUUUCGACGGCUUGGCAGCUGGCGUCGAAAUAACUAACAACGCCACGGCCACCCUGGAAUUCAAUCAAAUAUUCAAUAAUCGAUUCGGCGGUCUGUGUCUGGCGAGCGGGGUGCAACCGACGACUAGAGGCAAUAAAAUAUUUAAUAACCAAGACGCGGUGGAGAAGGCAGUUGGGAACGGCCAAUGUCUAUACAAGAUCUCAUCGUACACAUCCUUCCCCAUGCACGACUUUUACCGUUGUCAAACGUGCAACACGACGGAUCGCAAUGCGAUAUGCGUCAAUUGUAUAAAAACUUGUCACGCUGGCCACGACGUCGAGUUCAUCAGACACGAUCGAUUCUUUUGCGACUGCGGCGCCGGAACGUUGAGCAAUCAGUGUCAGCUGCAGGGCGAACCUACGCAAGACACGGACACGUUGUACGAUAGUGCGGCGCCUAUGGAAUCGCAUACACUUAUGGUCAACUAGGAACUAACCUAAAAUAAUUUAAACAAUCAAACAAUGUUUAGAGCCGUAAGUCCAGUAAUAUUGCGAGCACGCGCAGUAAAUCCAUUGCCGAGUUCUUUAUUAUAAUCUUCUCUUCACACACUCGUCAUUAUGUCGUGUUUGUUAUUCUUUAAAGAAAUUCUAUUUAUUAUGAUAAAUUUGUUUUUAUUGUUAAUAUAUAAUAUAUUACGAGAAUAUGAGUCGUGUAAAUCGCUGUGCGUCAAUAAUAUUACUUUAACGAUAAUGUAAUAUUAUUGUCACUUAGUUUUCUUAUCGAAAUUGCCAUCUUUACUUCUAUUAUUUGCUUUAAUUUUCUUCCUCUUCCCUUUUACAAGGAUAUAUUCCAUUUUCAUGACGGACAAUUAUUACGUUACAUUACGCGCAGAUAAGUUUUUCUUUUAUAAUGAAAUAACUUAUUCCUUAAUGUAUAAAUGUUUUGAAUAUGUAAUUGGAUUGGUUAUCUUUUUUCUGAGUCUAUUAAAAUUACAAGAUGAUUAUGCAGGUGCGAGUGCAUUUGUAUUAGUUUUAUCGCAAGUGUUAUCUUCGAUUGGUUCUUGUUAAAGAUUUUUGAAAGAGACGAUUGCUUCUUUCUACAAUCAAGGCUAAUAAAGAACUCGGCAAUCGCAUCGCCGAGAAGGCGAUAGUAAUAAAGUAACAAAGAAAGCCCUCAUAUGUGUAAAACAUACAGUAUCAUAUUAGGUAUAUCAAAUUAAUUUAAAUGUGUAAACGAGGGAAAACGCUAGGCUAAUCGUAAAUCGAACUUUUCACGUGACCUUUUUAUUGAGGUUCUACAAUCCUUAAAAAUCUUCAUAAUAACAAGAGUGCAGUGCUGUAAAAACGAAGGGGAGAAGAAGAGAAACGUGUGUAUACGCCAUAAAUGACACUCGACGCCUCGUAAUACGCUCUAAUAAACUGCUUAAAACUCUAAACGGGAGCCGCGAUAACAUAGAUAAGACGAAAUGUAAGUUCGCACAGUGUGAAACAAUGUAUCCGGAAUGUAAAUUGUGUAUAUCAAACGCGAAGCAGUAGUAACGCCGAGAGCGAUUAAUAUAAUCAUAUUAUCUACUUUUGAACAGAAGUAUCAAUCCGCAAUGAAAGAACGUGAAACGUAUAGAUAAAAUUUGCACUCGACUCUAAUAAAAGGGGACUUGAUCGUAUCAGUGUAUAAAAGGAACGCAAAGCAGUGUGAGUGUCGCACUCGGAAUUGCAAAACUGGAAAUCGAAUUUACAAAGAAAAAAGAAGGAAAAGGGAAAGUAAAGAACUGUAAACCAACGGGGUCACGGAACGUCACGAUCAUUUACGUAUCAUCAGGCGCAACUUCGUCGACUUGUCGAAUCUACGCGGUACAAAUCUCAAGGAGGAAAAACGAGGGGGAAACGAACGAAGAGGCCGGCAAACCAACGCGACAAAGAUCUGCAAGACACACCGGAAAACAAAUGUCUAAAAUAUGUGAUAUACAAAACUCACACAGGUGGAAUAAUCAAAAUAAAAGUAAACGUGCUUCUAAUUUUUCGACGUAAACGUACCUUGUAAUUAACGCGUAACCGAUUCCAUCAAUCGCGAUGGUGAAUUAUGUGAUGGUCCUAAGUUGCCGCCUACACGGGCGAAGUGCAUGAAAAGAACAGGAUAAAUAUUGAAAACUAAUUGAAUAAAAUUGAAACCAGGAAGGGAAGAGUGAACAAGAAAAAAAGAGUGCGUAUACGCGGGAACGUACGACGGUGUAUACCAGUGAAAAAAAAAACAAAAUGGAAAGAAACGAAAACGGAGGCAGAGUUGAGCGUUCGAAAUAAAAGAUGUACUGUCCGAGGAACAGUUUUUAAAAAGUAAUCUCGAAUUUUUCAGAGUAAUCAGAUUUUUUUAAUUAUUACGUUAGUGAGUAAAAGAAGUCUAAUUACCUUAUUGUAACAAUGUAAUUUUUCCGGGAGCGGCGCGCGCGCUCCCGUGCGAGGAAAGGAAGCGCCUAUUAGCGAUAUAAUUUUAGACCGAAAUCACCUUUAUUUACGCAAAUGGUAUACAUAUAUAGAUAAGUAGAGAGGAGCGGACUGUCGUGAGACAUCGUUAUUGUGAAUUUUGUUCGGAAUUUAACUACGUAAUUCGUUAUUCUAUGUGUAUAUUCUGUGGUAUCUUUUGUAUGUCGUGUACGGCAAGGAGGCGCAUGAAAAUUGCCUUUCAGCUUACCGACUCAGGAGGAUAAUAUAUAAAUAUAUACAUUUAAAUGUGUAUAUAUACAUACGUAUACACACCAAUAUACAUACAGAAGCGCUGUAUAGCUUAGUGCUACAACAGUCGAACAAAAGAAUUUUGAAUGGGAAAUAUCUGAUAUAUAUGUAUGUAUAUAAGUAUACAUAUUUAUAUCAGAAAUAUUUUAUUCAUAUACACAUUCAGUUACCUUGAGAUUAAAUUUAUCUUUCGCAGAUUUUGUGUCAGAGAUAUGGGGAUGUAUAUAUGUACAUACAUAUAUGUAUAUGUAUUUAUAUACCUAUAUCUCUGAUACGUAACAUAUAUGAUAUGUAUAUAUCUACAAAUAGUACUGAAUGGAAUAGAAGAUAUUAAGUGAAAGGCAUUUUUCGCAGCGUGUUGCAUUAAACUUAAAGGAUGGGAAAAGAUGAGAUGUGUAUAUCGAAUCUUUUGGGUUCUUGAGUGAUAUAACGUAUGGUAUGUUGUUUUGUUUAAUAAUUGUUCAUUUGACGAAAGUUCGUGGAUCUUUUUCUGUCCGACGUUCGAAGCGGAGAAACUGCAGAAGAAUAGCGGCGAUGCAACGGAAGACAGUAUAUGCGAUCGAAUUAUAUUGCAAUUACUUUGCCGGGCACGCGCUUACAAAUGGUUUUCGAUUUUUUUUUCUCUCUCUCUCUCUCUCUCUCUCUCUUUCUCUCCUGUCGGAAUUAUCGAUCAGAGUUUACGCCGCUCUCUAAAUUGGACGUGUGAUCAUAGAGGUUACUUAUCAAAUUAUGUUUCGAAUUAUUUAUCGAAAUUUAUAAAUUAUUGAUUGAGUUUGAACACUGGAUGUUCUGCGUUUACUCUUGGACCGAAUUAUUUUAUUGUGUAUACAUGACUGUGUUGCAAAGACGUAUGUAUUUUGUAAAUACAUUCUUUGUUUUUUUUUUUAUAUUUUCGAUCGAAGCAGUCGAGCCGAAAAGAGAAUCGCGUGCGCACGCAUUCUUUAUCUCUCUUCCGAGGUAGAAUGAAACGAAGCCCUCGGAGAUAUAAAUUUAUCAUCGUCCGUGCGGAGCCGUUUUUCCCUCCUCUCCUGAAUACGCGAGGGGAGCAUUUUUCUGCGAUUUCUACCCCCUCACGUGCACGUGCGAGAGAAGGAGCAACUCCCCGUCACCGCGGAAAAUGUCACUGCCGUUAUCCGUUCAGCGAUUCAACGAGACUUUGUCUCUUAUAUCUCCCGACAUUGAAAUAAUAAUCGCUUGUUGAAUGUCGUACAAAAUUUUCCCCGUCGGCGAGAACGUUGCGAUUCGUUUGUCACUGCAGCAGGACGAUCCGCGACGCGGAUCUUCCGCGUGAAACUCGAGAAAUAUCGGGCUGCAAAGGUGCUGUUAACGCAGCGAAAGUGCCUCGAGAACCGUUUCGCGAUUCUGUAAUUAGAAUCGCAGAGAGCCGUUUCUAGUGAGCGGCAUCAGCGUCUCUUCCUCAGUCGGGAGUCUUUUUGCCGCUGAUAGUAUAACAACUAACGAAACUCACCGGCGACAGUGACAAAUUCGGCCGUGCCGGCGAGUUCUUUUUCUCCGCGCACUUCCCCCAAGUAUGUAUGUUGAGUAAUGUUUCGAACACAUUGUUUUUGCGCAGCAGCCGUGUAUAUAUGUAUGUACGUUGUAGGAUGAGAGGCAGUAACCAAGCGGCGAGCGAUUCGUGGACUCGUAUAAUAACUUCCCGACUGCUUCCACACUCCGCCUGCUCGAGCGUACGCGUUUUACGGCUUACACCCUCGUGACCUAAAACUCCAAAAAAAAAGGGAAAAAGCGAGGAAAGGGAGAAAGGAGGAACACACACACAACACACGCACUAGACGCGAGAGAUAGGUAAAAAUAGGUUUGCACAAAGAACUUCCACGUACAAAACACACACACACACACACACACAGAGUGGGUCGAGACUUUCAUAUUCGGCUGCGGCACGAUUCCAGUGUUUCUCUGUUUCUAGUUGUUGAAUGUAUUAGAGAUAAGACUCGAGAUCACAGCAAUAGCAAAACCCCAUCCUCCACCCCCCGCCCUCCCAGUUGUGUUUGUCAUUUUCACAGUUCCGCGUGUAAGAUCCGCUGACGCUAGAUAGAGCUUUAUCGCACGUUUCCACCAAAGUGACGAUUGUGGUUUCACGAUAUGUUAUGCGAAAUCUUGAGAGCGAGAGGAGCGCGGGCGUCUCGCGACAGAAAA